UCGAGUGUGUUGCACGCAUACGCGCGUUCGUGGCCAAAGCAAAUGCAAGCGAAAUUAAUUUUGUUUCAAAAAUGCAAAAAAUUAAAUUAAGUAACAGCAAUAAUCGCUGGUAUAAUUGUUGCUAGUGAAGUUGUGAUUUUCCAAAAAAAAUAUGUUCGGCAUUAACGUUGAGUUUGUGUAGUGACAGCCUAAAAGCAUGCAGCAAGCUUGCAAAAUACUUGUGGCCCAAGCAGAACUCAAAAUCUGGAGCUUGCUUAACGCCUGUAUUUGUGUGUAAGUGGGACUUAAAAAAGUUGCUUAUAUCAGCUUUGGUGCUGUUGCAACUUUGGGGCGUUAAAUUCUGUUGCCUACAAGUAGGCGCAAUAAGAUAAAUGACAUCUAGGCAUGAUUUCGCCAAGCCAGUGUUGCCUCAGCAUGGCUGCACAGCUGAAGUAAAUAAAUGAGAUUACAGUCAUCACCAGUGUUGGCAGGUGAAAUAGCGAGGGAAACACAGGAAACAAAACAAAAAAGUAAGGAACAGCGAAAGCCAAAAUUUUAUGCGAGCAAAGUAAAAAGUAGAGCAGGUUGCUCACGACAUUGAUAUAAAUUGAGUGCCAUUUAUGCUUGAAGUGAAAUAUUAUCUGAAAUAAGUAAGUGUUAUAAAUGGUGUGGCAUAUUUUUAGGCGCCCAACAGCAUAACUGACAGGCAAAGCCGUGAGCAGAACAAAAGUAGACAAUCAAAAUUUGAAGUUGAGCAGUUUUGCCAAACUAAUGGUGUAUAUUAUUUGCUAAUUGAAUGCACAAGAAGUGCGUGGAUAGUGGUUUUAAUUGAUAUUGACGACAGUAGUGCCUGCAUACAUUAAGUGUUGGCGCUGAAAAGUAUGCAAUAACAAAUGUGAGUAUGAAAGCGAGUUGUGAAAAGUGUCGCAAAUACUGAAUGUGUGGAAAUAUUAAAGGAAAUAAAUUGAAUAAUUUGCAUUUUAAGGCGGCGAUGCGUUAAGGAGCGCAAGCACGAAGCAAGUGGAAAAACAUAAAGAGAAAAUAAUUGCUCUAAUAAGUGUUCAUGAAGAAAAUUUAUGCUGUGUCAUGUUGAUGGAUGACCAUACAGAUCGUGUAGGUGUUGUUGCAUGUGCCAUUGGACCAAACGUUAUUACCAUAUAAUGCGCUACAACAACAAGUGUGGUUUUGAAAGUGCCAAGGGGUUUUAAGAAUAGAAAACAACGCAACUGAGUGAACGUAAAAAAUUUGUUUUAUAAAAAAUCAGCUGUUAAAGUUACUUUUUUAACAGAGUUAUAAAUGUAAGCCAAGAAAGCGCAGAAAGAAACCGCGAGUACUAAAAGAAAUUCAAUUUGACCCAUUUGCAGAUUGUCGCGUAAACACUGUAACGCGCUGAAACGCGGUUAAACCGCCAUUAAAAGAACAAUUCCCUGUUUGUGAGCAAGAAGUGCAAAAAAUACACAGAAAAGAAGCGGCAGUCACGGGGAAAAGCUGCAAAAAAUUGUGAAAGAGCGAAAUCUCGUCAACAGUAGCAAAAGCAAAAAUUACACCUACACCAGGCACUCAAUGGCAGCAGCAAAAGCGGCGAGCGCUUGAAGUCGAGUUAAGUGUUUACUGCGCGCCCGGAGGUAGGCAACGAAUCGCGUGGCGUGGCAGCUGAGAAACGGCGAGUGAGUGGUUUGGGGAGCGCUACCAACCAGCCAAACAGUCUACAAUUCAAGCUUCGUCUGCCCGCCUGGCUGUCUGCUUGACUGCCCACCGCGUCUCCACUUGGUCGCUAGCCAGCUAGCAAUUCGCUCGACCCAACAAAGCGAACAAAACGAAUGAAGUGAGCAGAGAAAACAUUUAGGAAAAGCGAGAAAGUGAGAAAAAGGAAAAGCAUUUUGGGUUAUUAGUCCCGUGAGUGUUUUUUAAAAAGACCAUUUUUCUGGUAUUUCACUGGCACUAAUUUGAUGAAAUCUUUAGUUGGCAUUUUUGAAGCAACCCCCGCGGCCUGUGUAAGCCACUGUGACUGCUGCGGCUGUCAGAUUUGAUGUUGGCAUUUUUUUUGUUUUUGUAAAAUCGGAAAUUGUGGCCAUCGCGCCGAGUCAUCGUAUUAGCGGUGGCACGGCUGUUGGGGGAAAACGAAAACAUUGUUAUGAUUGUCGAAAAUGUGCACAAAUAUUAGAGCGAAAUUGAAAAAUCAGCACACUGAAGGUGGGGUGGUGCCUGGCCCUAGGGGAUACGCAUAAGCGAAGCGCUGAUAAACGCUUGAAAUACUUGCUCGCGGCGCUAAAGACUAUUGGGGGACGUGUGCCGAGGCUGGCACAAGCGACGUGCGCUUGUUGUUGUGCGCGCGCGUGUUUUUCAAUUUGCUCAAAAACUCCCUGCCAAUCGUCUAACGGCAACGAAUAAUCUACGGAAACAACGCGGCAACGCUUGGACGCCUGCUCGUUCGCCGCCUAUAAAUUCAUUGCAAUUAAGCAGGAACCUUGAUAGUGGCAGUGUCUCGGCGGAAGCGGCCACGGGUGACAAGGUGAAACUGCAAUUAGCAUCAAAUCAAACCUUUCACACACACACAUACACACGCGCUCGCGAAUUGCGCCGCGCGCCACAAUGAGUUCUUCGGGUGCGCUGCGCGUGGGUGGCGCGUUCAGCUCCGGUCUGCAGCUAUUGCUCCUCCUGGCAGCUAUACAAGAGUCGCUGAGCUCCUACUCGACCACAACUUCAACGACGACGGUGUCGCCAGCGAACCUGCUGCCCUACUUCGACUUCGAUGUGCCGCGCAACUUGACGGUGACGGUCGGUCAGACGGGUUUCCUGCAUUGUCGCGUCGAGCGUUUGGGUGAUAAGGAUGUCUCCUGGAUAAGAAAGCGUGACUUACACAUCUUAACAGCUGGCUCAACGACCUACACGUCAGAUCAGCGAUUUCAGGUGAUACGACCUGAGAAUUCGGGCAACUGGACACUACAAAUCAAAUAUCCGCAGCAGCGUGACUCUGGCAUCUACGAAUGCCAGAUCAACACAGAGCCGAAAAUGUCGCUCUCAUACACGUUCAAUGUGAUCGAGCUCAAAGCCAACAUAAUCGGGCCAACGGAUUUGUAUGUGAAAAGCGGCAGCGAUAUAAAUCUAACGUGCCGCAUCAUGCAGGGGCCGCACGAGUUGGGCAACAUAUUCUGGUACAAAGGCACAGAAAUCAUCGAUAUGUCAGCGAAUCUAAAUGAGAUCGACAGCGUGACGCGGAUUAGUGUCGACAACGAUUGGACAGAUGGAUUGACAUCAAGAUUGAAAAUACGCCGUGCCAUGCCCUCUGAUACCGGCAACUAUACGUGCGUGCCAACGAUAGCGAAGUCAUCCUCGGUUUAUGUGCACGUCAUAAUAGGUGAGCACCCCGCCGCCAUGCAACACAACUCGAGCAGCAUGUACAGCGGAAAUUUCUACUGUAGCAUUUGUUGCAUGCUCUUCACCAUUUUCACUUGCUGUUUGCAACACUUCCUCGCAACAACAACAGCGGCUGCAACACUACUCACGGUGGCAACCAGAGGCAACAGCAAAUGCAGCAGAAGUAAUAACAACAACAAUAACGACGGCGACGGCGACGGCGGCGGAAGUGAGUGUAAAACUUCAACGUCAGCAGCACGGAGCACAGCUCGGGCCAACGACGUCGGCAGGUGCGUGAGUAUAGGGAGCUGCCAGAGGCGCCACUACCAAAGACACAGCCGUAGCCGCAGCUGCAGCCGCAGCCCGAGCCGCAUUAACACUAGUGGCGCAACCGCAAGAAGUUCGCAUGCAACACGCGCACUCAGCGAAAUUACGAGAUGAAGAUGAAGCUGAGACCGAGCACAAACAAUUAUACUGCUAUUCGCACAUACACACACAAACACAUCUAUACAAUGCAUAUACACCAACACAUGUACAGCCUGCGCGCUAAAUGAAGUAGUUGACGCAACAGUUGUGCCACGCUGAAGGGCCGCACAGGCGUUGAGUCGCCGCAAAUGGAAUUGGGCGCAGGGCUGGAGCAGCAAAAGGCGCUUUGCGGGGCGCGGGAGCAUGCAGAAGGGCGUAAACACAUUAAAGUUAAAACACUCACGCACUCAAGCGCCGCAACCAGCUCGGUUGCCGCAAGAGACCAGGCGCAGCUGGUGAUUAAAUGGCGAGCGCUGCGCUUGUGUGUGUGGGGGUAUGCGCGCCGCCCACCACCCGACAACACAUUAAGCAAACACCAGCAAUUUUAGCGAAUAAGCGCGAGUCUCUAGUCGCGCUCUUUGCGACCUGCAUUCGAAUUACUUGUGGCGCUUCCGCCCUCUGGCUUGCGCCCAGCUAGAGUGCUAGGCGCGUUAGUGCCGCGUCAGCAUAUACGACCAGUUUACUGCCGACUUGAGCGUAACUUCGCGCCUUGCCCAGCCGUGCCACGUUACCACAUUGCCACAUUUUUCUCAUUGAACGCACACGCUCGCUGUACGGCCAUUUGGGUUAGAAAUUUUUACGAAAUUACUUUUACUUUCCUACGAGCACACACAUACAUUCACUCACACUAAUGGAAGACGUACUACUGAUAAACUGAUAACUUAAGCUGUGGAUGAACAUAAGACACACACACACGCACGCAACCUUAGAAAUACAUACAUAUAUUGAGAUAUUUCCAGAAAAUAAAUAACUGUAGUGAAAUUUAAGACAAACACUUGUAGUGAAAAUAAUAAUUAUAGUAAAACAAGAAGAGAGGAAAAACAAAAAUCAUAGCGAAUAAGCCAUCAACUGUAACUGAGGACUCUAUCACACACACACACAUAUAUAUAUGUAUAAAUAGUAUAACUUAAUACCAAGCGCCAACCUCUUGAAGGUCUGCAAUUGAAUUGCUCUCUCUGAGGCUGGCACAUUAAUAAGGUAACCUUAUAAUGUAAGACUUAAUAGCCAUAGUUGAAAUUGUUACUGUAUGCGUAAUCACUUUUCGUAUGUGUGUGGGACUUGUGUAUGCAUGUAAAUAUUGACCCUGCGCAGCAAUAUACACUGAUUCAAAUAGAGCUUAACUAGUGCUAGUUUUUCACUUAAUCUCAUAUAUUUACGGUUAUACACAUAAGCUACAAUUUCAAAAUCUUUCAAUUUGAUUUUAUCUAAUGAAAGUGUUAAAAAUGGAGUUCCUAUCGUUAUUCAUACUGCCUGCUUGGAGUGUUCACGAAUAUUCUUCCACAGUUUCCUCCCUGUAACAGCAAUCAAAGAGAUUUCUCUGAAUAUCAUGACUUCAGCAAAUUGUUGUAAAAAAUCUGGAAAGCAUGUUUCGAGAAUUUUUUGGUAAGAAGAAUUACAAUUUUAAGGGAUCGAUCGUCUCAGUGUGACCCAUCUAAAAAUCACUGGUUUUCGAGAUUUUUUUGAUGAUGAAAUUGACUAAUCUGUUCGAUUUUUUUUAUAAACAAAUACAUUCAUGGCGAAUACAAAAUUAUUUUUUUAUGUUUAUUUUUUGGGUAUAGAAAAGUUAAAAAAAUUUUUGAAAUGACACGUUGAAAAGGGUCCUGUACGAUGUUCACGAUUGCGGGCGCAAUUUAGGUCUAAAACAAAAAUUUCCAAAAGAUAAUUAGUCAGCAGGAAAAACUCUAUGGAAGCUUUUCGAAAAUUUCACACCAAGACUAUUUCUUAAGUGUCACCCCAGGACAUUCAUCCACAUCAGCAAAAACAGCAUUUUUCCUAUUGAUUAAAAAAACUUAGCGAAGGUCACAUAGAACAUCACUUUUAAAAUGGUUGAUGUAUGAAUGAUACAGUUAGUUAAUUCUUCAUUUAUGACGGAAAAAUAAUUUGUAAAUUUGAAACCUUGUAAAACAUCUCCGUCACGUAUACUGGCAGCUCAAUAAUUUUAGAACGGGAAGCGGUAGAGUCUCUUACCAAACGUUGUGCUCUGGCUUUACGAAACCGUAUUUAAGCCAAUUCUGUUCUAUUAUGUAUUUGUCUAGUGGAGCGUGCUCGGUAAAUCCACACUCGCUAAACUGCUUUCACUUCGAAGCAGCUCUGAUCACUUGAUCGUCUAUUACUAGUGGUAUCUUUUUCGUGCACAUACCUCCGAGAGAUUCGUAAGUCGACUGAUUUACUGAGAAGAGGCGCAGUGAGCUUUUUCACGGAUCAACCGAAGCUCAAAGGAAAGAUUGGUGGGAAGACUUCUAUCGGGUCUCAAUCAACUAUUGUUUCAGUGUGAUAGACCCCUUUAGUGUCCUUCAAUUAGAAGUGGCGGUCAUCAAGGUAGCAGCAGAAGCACUUCUUUCAAGUACGACUUCUUUUUAAGGAGGCAUGCAUCCACUCCGACCGAAGAGUCGCUAUACAGGCCUUGAGCUCGCUGACGGAAUCAAUCUUUCGCCAGAUUAUGGUUGUCGCAACUUUCCACGAGCUCGGCGAUUUGGUUAGAGCAGAUAUUCGUCUUCUUCUUCUUUGUUGUCCUUCUUACGACUGUCUGGCGCCGAUUUGAGAUUCCAAUUGUAGUCAGGUGCUUCUCCACCUGGUCUUUCUAACGGUGUCGAGGUCUUGCUCUUCCUCUGCUUGCCUCGGUGCCAAAGCUGGAGUGUUUCCAUCCAUUCGGAUAACAUGACCUUGCCAGCGUAGCCGCUGUCUCCUAAUUCGCUGAACUACUAUAUGAAUGACGUCGUAUAUCUCGUACAGUUUAUCGUAGCAUAGACUGAGGUAUUUUCUAUUGCUAAUGUGCAAAAGACCAUAAAUCUUCCACAUAACCUUUCUCUCGAAAACUCGUAACGUCGACUCAUCAGAUGUUGUCAUUGUCCAUGCCUCUGCACCAUAUAAUGAGUGACUUAUAAAGUUAUAGUAUAUCAAAAUCAUCGGCAUACGCCAGCAGCUGUACAUUCUUAUAGAAGAUUGUACCUUCUUUAUUCAGCUCUGCA
This is a messenger RNA of Bactrocera neohumeralis, 6830 nucleotides long. RefSeq names its product zwei Ig domain protein zig-8 (gene dpr1). Gene Ontology annotation, cellular component: neuron projection membrane. Lineage: Eukaryota; Metazoa; Arthropoda; Insecta; Diptera; Tephritidae. Gene Ontology annotation, biological process: synapse organization. The record is from RefSeq and is a predicted model, not a curated record. The coding region runs from base 2572 to 3777 and encodes 401 amino acids. The transcript has 8 exons.